AUUUCAGAGUGGUUGAAAAAUCAAUGGGUUGAAAUGAUGGAGCCUAAUAAUGUCGAGAGGAUUUCUGAACACGAAUUUUGAUACGUAUAAACAUUGUGUACAGCAUCAGAGACCUCCAAGAAGUGGACAGUCAGUAUAAAAUCUGACAAAACUGAAUACAAACAUGCGUAAACUGUUUAAAGUGGAAUGGGAUUCCAAGGACUCUGGUUUGCAACUAAAGUGGCAAAGUGGAAAUCCUCUAUGCUGUUGGUCAACGCGAAACCUUGUUGCAUUUACAACAGGCCACGUUGAAUCUGUGGAAUCAAUGUCAUGGCGCUGUACAAUAUUUGUUCAUAUCAUGUGUCCAGAGUACCCCUGGGAGGUUUAUCAUAUCAAAGUGGAUGUCAAAGAUGUGGUCGAGCACUUGCUUUGGGACCGAAGUAGCACAAGACUUAUUGUUAUUGACAGCACUGGAAGUUGUAAACUGUUUGGAAUGCGAAAAAGCUUUGUCAAUUGCUGGGAGAUCAUACAUGAAGUAUGUCUUGAUAGUAAGAUUGUCUGUGCAUCAUGGCUUGAUCCUGGCUCAAGGCACAUUUUUGAUGCCAAAGCAGGUCAUGCUAACCUUCUUGAGAAAUUUUCAAAACGCUUGGUGAAAUCAACCCUUGCUGAUAUUGCUGGGCUGAGCAGAGAUGGGUUCAUAGCUGUAACGGAAACUGGUAUUGCUAAUGUUGCAUUGCUUGAAAAAGGAACCAAGGUCCUCAAGGUUCAAAAAGCUAAGCUCUUUGCAAACAGGUGCAGAAUCUUGCAUGGGGAUAUUAAAUUCAAAGAAGAUGGAAAAGUUUAUGUUGUUUUAGCAACUGACAAAAGGGUUGUUGAAUUUUUCGUAUUGUCUUUGAGGCUAGUCAACAUGAAGGUUGAGAUUCAAGUUGAAAUAUCCCCAUGCAUUAUACCACAUGUUAUAUCUGACGAAGAAUACAUGACAUACCAUGUUUCAUGUGUCAAGUUCAGCAAUGAAGUUAAUGCUGACAAAGUUCUUGUCUGUACUGAGAGUGGCCUAGUUACCUGUUUGAAGCUCUUUGAACUCAAGAUAGAAAAGGCAUCAUUACAGCCAGUCUUGCAAAGAAUGGCACAGAAUCCAAAAGUCAUUAAUGUCAAAGAAUGGAUGUGCUCCAAGUCAAUAACUCUGCAAGGACACAUAUCUUGCAUGUCACUCACAAGAAUGGUCAGCAUUAUUCAGUCAACCAGUGAUGUACCGUUAUGUCCAUCGAUGCUAUUUGCUACAAAAGAAGGAAAGUUGCAUACAAUUAGCUCCAACCUGUCAAAUGCAAGUAACAUAGAAUUUUCAUAUCAAGAGGAAAGGAUCAUGUGCCUCACAUACUCUCCUUGUGAUACUUGUGUCUUGGCAGUAACAGAUGGUGGUAAUGUGUCAGUGUUCCAGGCUGUGUCAUUUGAUUCAGUAGCAGAUAGAGUAACCAUAAAGACAUGUGUGAAUCUCUUUGAAUACUGCCUUGUCACUGGCAUAUCAUCAUGGGGUGUUGCCAUAACUGCAGCUGGACUUGGGGACAAAUACUUAGAGCAAUGCUCCCAACUUUUGAGAAGCAACUUACUUGGUCAGCCAUCAAUGACCCAGGAAAGAAUGUCAGCUUCAUAUGCUCAAAUCCAGGCAGAAAUUUACAAAAGCUUAGAUGGGCUUUAUUUUGGCACAGUUGAAAGCUACAAUUUUCUCAUGCUUAAGUCCAUCUAUUGUUUCUUUCACUCCACUGUCAACCUACAGUCUGCUGAAAGAGAGGCACAACUUCUUUUGAAAUUAAAAACUCUUUGUAGCAGACAACUAGAUAUUGAUUUACCAAAGAUCAUUCAGAUCCUUGAGGUAAAAGAUUUGCAGGUAAAUGCAACAUUGAUUGCAUCAUUGCAGCAUCAAAUUCAAUGGAUUGCAAGUUAUUCAAUGCAUGUCUGCAGACUGAUUUUAACAACUAUAAAGAGAGCAAACUUCAAGCAAGUUGUUUCUAUGCUCAGCAUCCAAGGUUUGAAAAUUCUAAGGGAGCUUCUUGCAUUGAUAUACAUCUGGGGACAGUCAUGUCCAGGAUGGCAACCACAUUUCAUAGAGCAAGGCAAUCCAUCAGAUAUUAUCAAUCAUCUAUUCAAAUUUGUAUCAAAGUUGUGUUUGAAGCUGAUGCAAAAUGAUAUCAGCAAAGACAACAUGAAUGAAGAUGAUAUACCAAUGAGAGGCCACCCGUUUAUGUACCAAGUCUCUCCAUUCUAUGAUCCAAAAUGUGGCACAAUAAGUCAAUGCAAAUAUCAGGACUGUGAUUAUUACACAUUUUCACCAGAAGAAGAAAUAAUUUCCAGUGCCAAACAAUUCACAUUUCCACAUCCAAUGGAACAAGGUAGCGUCACUAUCUCAGGCAGAGAUUAUAUUUUUGAUGCCAUUAAUCUUAUACAGACCUCAGUCAUGAAAGGAGAGACCCUGAAGCAAUGCAUUCAGUGCUCAUGUUUGACACUUAGCAUAGCAGAUUCUAGUCGAACUCUACAGCCCUCUUGGAAAGAGCAAUGGAUAGACACAUGCUUUUGUGGUGGAUUUUGGAGAGCUCUUGAUAUAGACAAAGAAACUGAUGUUGUUCAAUCAAAGGGGGCCACAUCUGCUGAAGUUAAGUCUUCAUAAACUCAGUUUUGAGCAUCAUAACUUUUCAUUGGUUGUUUCUUGUCUGCGUUAUCUUAUAACCAGUUUUGAGUCAAUAAACAUUAUAUCCAAGGCAUUUUGUAACUAUUGUUGAGAUUAUAAAUGAGUUGUUUCAAAAGCACUCUCAAUUGACUGAACCUUUCCUAUGUGUAGAUAAGAAGUAUAGUAUAGCGUCUUCAUUCAAAGAAAUGUUGUGUAUGAAAAUGAAUAUAUGUUCCAUUAUAUAGAAAGAUUAGGUUUUUGUUAGAUAGCAUUUAGGAGGUGAUAUGGUGCCUUCAAAAUUGUGAUUGAACAUUUCGAAAAUCUCCAUUACCAUUAGGUUAAAUAGAGAAAUAAGAAAAACUUUUCAUAGAAUACAGCAAAUGGCUCUUGUAUUGAUGGAAAGUUCAAGCUCAAUGUGUACAUUACAUUUUCUAAUAUUUGGGAAGUGCUUUUUUCUAUCAUCGUCUGUGAGCCACCACUUCAAGCCCUGAAUUUGAUUCAAUGCUGCUGAAAGACGGUAGAAUUAAAGACGGGUAGAGUUUGAAUUCCGGUAACCAGUAAGCAAAAGCACCUUUUGAAGCAAAAAUUGUCUUAUGUGGCAAUACAGAAAGGAGAGGUUUAGGGAAGUGUUCACAACUGAGAUCAACACUUAUUCGGGGGAAGUCACCUCAGAGUUUAGACUAUUUUGGGAAAGGGAAGAAGGUGGGUAUUAUCAAAAACUGACAUUAUUUCAUGUGCUAAACAUAAAACCUACAUUUAUUUGCAAAUAGUGCCUUUUUAAGAAAAUGAAACAUAUUUAAUGCUAGAUAUGCAAUGAUAGAUACAAAGGAUGUACUUAUAGUUCUACAAUGUCUGCUU
This is a messenger RNA of Rhopilema esculentum, 3499 nucleotides long. Its product is annotated as mediator of RNA polymerase II transcription subunit 16. Gene Ontology annotation, biological process: positive regulation of DNA-templated transcription. Gene Ontology annotation, molecular function: protein binding. Lineage: Eukaryota; Metazoa; Cnidaria; Scyphozoa; Rhizostomeae; Rhizostomatidae. The record is from RefSeq and is a predicted model, not a curated record. Gene Ontology annotation, cellular component: mediator complex.